AUGCGUCUGCGCGUCGGAUACUCGGUUCUCGUGGCCGUCGUUGCCCUCGCUCUCGGCUUUGUGCUCGGACGCGUGUGGCCCGUUUUGCUGGCCAACUCCACAAACAAUGGCCACACCAGUUUGAUCGACCUCGGAUCGGUCCCCCGCGAACCCGCACAUGCACGUGCCGAUAGCGCCUGCGCCUUGCCGGCCCCUCGGGCCCAGUUAACCGUUCCACCCCCACCGCCCCUGCGGCUAUAUGAUGUGGCCGAUGCCACAUUCAUCGCGGCCGAGCUCCUCGAAGAAAUUCAAAUGCCCAUCAACGUUCUUCUCGUGACGAGUGCCAUCGGGGGGCCCACGGCCAAUGGCGGCAUUGCCACCGCCUUUCUUGGCCUGGCCCGUCAUCUGCGAGAGAGCACGUAUAAGAACCGCGACCUCUUCAACGUCACCAUCCUAUAUGCUGCACACCCAUGGUACGCCGAGGGUACUGCUGAACGCUGGGUCGCCCACUUUGCCAAUCUUGGUAUCAACUUCAUACCCUUGCCGGGAUCGGAUGGCGACUACUACGGGCCCAAACUGUCCAAGCGUGCGUACCGCGCCUACGAAUGGCUUCGCCCUCGUCAAGACCAAUUCGAUGUUGUCUCGGUUCCCGAUUUCAUGGGCACUGGCUACUAUAUGCAGCUGGCCAAGCACUUGGGCCUCGCAUUUCAGCACCUUGAUUUCAUCGUACAAUGCCACUCCACGAUCCGAUGGGCCGAUGAACUGAAUCGCCGGCCCCCUCGGGACCACAAUACGCUCGCUGUCUACUAUCAAGAAGAGCAAUCUCUCAGCAUGGCUGAUAUCCGCGUCUCUCCUAGCCGCUACUACCUCGAGUGGUUCAAUGAGCCUGGCCGCUCCUACAACGUUUCAGGAGGCAGGAACCUCGUUAUGCAAAACACCCUUUACCCACUGCCAGAGAUCCGCCCGCCGCAGACCAUCACCAAUGCACGCCAUUUUGUCUUCUUCAGCCGACUCGAGACUCGGAAGGGACUGUUUGUGUUUCUGGACGCCCUUCAGCUCUUGGCCAAGAGCCUGAUUGGGACCCCAUUCACAGAGCCCAUUGACAUUACGUUUCUUGGCCCCGACGUCUCGGCUCAGGGUCAACGAGCAAGCCGCCAUAUCACCGCUUUCAUGAGCCAGCAGACGCGCUUCCGCUACCGAAUCGUUGACAGCCUCCCCUCCCAACAAGCGCUGCAAUAUAUCAGCUCAAGCAACGCCGUCACCGUCAUGCCCACGCUCGGCGACAACUCGCCCUAUGUUGUCCUUGAGCUCCUGGCGCUGGGGUUGCCCUUCAUCACCACUCAAGCCGGUGGUGGCGUCGAGCUCUUAAAGGGCCAAGAUGUCGACAAGUUUGUCGUUGAGGCUAAUUGUCCAGACUGCCUCAUGGCCGCCAUGCGCCUGGCACAUCAAGGGAGUAUCACUGGAUUCAGCUUCAAGGUGGAUCCCACCAAAUCGCGCAAUGAUUACGUGCACCUUUUUGCGGCUUCCGGGCUCCGCGGUCGUCAAAAACAGCAUGCCUUGAAUACCCAAGCCCAGCAAGCCCCAUCUUCCUUUCCCAACAUAUUUGUUGGAAUCACUUCCCAUGAUCGCCCUGAUACCCUGCUUCGUGUUAUCGACUCACUUCUUAACCAAGAGUAUCCCUUGCAGCACCUGGGCAUCGGUAUUGUGGACGAUAAGAGUGAGCUUCCUGAAAUGCCAGACGUGCUGCGCACCGGCAAGGCCAAACUCGCCAAGGCCGGGCUGCGUGACCAUGUGGUUCAGAUCCACGAAGCCAACACUUUUGUGGCCCAGUCCCGAAACGAAAUAUUUCGCAUGGGUCAAAACUACGAUUGGGUUUGCCUGAUGGACGACGACGAUUUUGCCGAGCCACACAUGCUAAAAGAAUUUAUGAGCGUGGCGCAUCAUCAGCCCGAGGUGGAGCUGAUCAUGGCUUUGUCCAACAACUUUGAUAUCAACAAAGCCGGGCAUCGCGUUUUCUCCCAUACCUCGCUGGCAAUUGGCAAUGCCUUUGCACAUAAUUUCUUCAUCAACAACUAUGGCAAGGCAAACUUUUGUAUUCGGCCCCAGGUUGCCGCUCGCAUCGGCGGACAUCGAAUCGGCGAGUACACGCGCUCACCCUUUGUGGACUGGGCAUUCCUGACUCGCGCCUCGCUUCAGGGUGUACAGAUGGCCCUUGUUCCUGAUCCGUUAUACAACUACACCAAAAUGUCCAGUGGCUCUAUUUGGUACGGCAUGGCCUCAGCCGCCGAACAAUAUGCUGGUCACAUGAAGAUCCUCCAAGAUGUGUGGGAGAGCGUGCCCAUGUCUCAUUUUAUCGCUCGUGUGAGCUAUGCAAUUCGGCAUGACAUCGGCGACAAGGGCACGCAGUACUCGACGCCCUGCUCUUCCGAGGACUCCACCUGCAGUGUUUUCAUGAGCUUGAAGGCGCGGCCCACGAUGUCCUACAUGUACACGGUGAUUCACAGUCCAAUGUGAACGCAACGCGCGACUGACAGGAUCGCACCAAUAACCCGGUGCUUAGAUGUCAGGCAGAUGCGCAAGAUUUUUUUUGACCAAGUUAGCAAUCAGAUUUACCGAAGACGUAGCAUUGGGUGUGGCGCGGUGGUAGGCCACGAGUGUUUGGACCAACCGCAAUCCACCUGUACGCAACAUAGCAUGAGAUGCUCCGCAAACCCCAACUCAUAUGAUCAACCGAGAAUCGAACGACAAA
Molecule: messenger RNA, 2728 nt
Organism: Monosiga brevicollis MX1
Lineage: Eukaryota; Choanoflagellata; Craspedida; Salpingoecidae
Exons: 3
Coding region: 1-2493 (830 amino acids)
Source: RefSeq, a predicted model, not a curated record